Harmonia axyridis is the source of this 837-nucleotide messenger RNA. RefSeq lists its product as uncharacterized. The record is from RefSeq and is a predicted model, not a curated record. The transcript has a single exon. Lineage: Eukaryota; Metazoa; Arthropoda; Insecta; Coleoptera; Coccinellidae. Gene Ontology annotation, molecular function: serine-type endopeptidase activity. The coding region runs from base 1 to 837 and encodes 278 amino acids. Gene Ontology annotation, biological process: proteolysis.
AUGCGGUCGACAGUCGUCUAUUUUUUCCUUUCAUUAACCCUUUCAACUCACCAAAUUAUCGCCAACGUUCGUAUAGAAUGCAAAAACCGCAAAUUUGACAAAUAUCUAGUGUCCAUCCAAACCGACCGCCAGCACAAAUGCACUGGGGUCAUCCUGAACUCAAACACCAUCUUAACAAGUGGCCUGUGCCUAACAGACCACAUCUACAGAACUUCAGCUCCAGGUACCUGCGACUGUGCAAAGAAUGUGUCAAUCAUCUACGGUCUGGCUUCUAGUAACAUGGGAGGCAUGAUCUGCGCCAAAGAUAUCAAGGUGGCGAAAACAGUCUUACAUCCUAAUUACUAUAGGUCAGCCCAACAAGUGGACAACGACGUGGCCAUCUUGAAAACCAAGGGUUACAUGGACUUGGGUAAAGAAUGGAAAGAGCCGUCUUUGUCUAAUGAUUCUUGGACGGUGUUGGACAACUGUGAUGCUGAGGCUGUGUUGACUGGAUUUUGGAUGGAUUGGUAUCAGAAAGAGCCUAAUGUGCAAGCACCUUGCAUAGACGUAUUGGUUUCUAACAAAAAACUCUGCACGGAUCCAAUCCGCGACUUAACAUAUACCAAGAUGCAACCAAGGUUCAUGUGUGUUAUCAGCUCGAAUGUCAUGACUCGUUCUAUAUGCAGAGCUUAUUUUGGUUCGCCUAUCUUCUGCAGAGAGAAGAAGACUGGGACUUCGAUAUUGUAUGGAUACUUGUCCCAUAGGCUGCGUUUUUAUGAACAUUGUGAACAUGGUCAAAGUAUAGUUUAUGCAAGGCUGCAGAGCUAUAAGGAUUUCUGGCAGAGAGAGAGGCUUUGA